UUCGCUGACAGCUGUGAAAUGGUUUUUCUUCCCAACAAAAAACACAGCAGGGAAGGAAUCCGAACGAAAUCAGUGAAUCGAGAGGCCCCGUAAAUUCGGUUUUUCGUCCCGAAAAUGGCAUCUCUAAUCCUUGUAAAUGGGGUGCAACUGGCAAAACAACAAACCGGGCUGUUGGGUAUCGUGUGCCUGAAGGCGAACUACAGCAGCGAUGCACCGCACAAGCUGAAAACCACCAAUCUGGCAGCAUUGAAGCGUGGUACCGGUGGCCGCUCAAGUUUCAACGGGAUCGUGGCGACGGUGUUUGGCAGCACCGGGUUCCUUGGUCGCUACGUGUGCAACAAGCUGGGCAAAAUUGGCAGUCAAGUCAUCAUCCCGUACCGUGCCGAUCACUACGAAGCCUUGCGUCUCAAGCUGGUCGGUGAUCUUGGCCAGGUACUGUUCCAUCCGUACGAUUUGCGCGAUGAGGAAGCGAUUUACAAGGCGGUAAAACACUCGAACGUCGUUAUCAACUUGGUUGGUCGCGACUGGGAAACGAAGAACUUCAACUUCAAGGAUGUGCACGUGGACGGUGCACGGCGGUUGGCUCGCAUUGCGCGCCAGGCUGGUGUGGAGAAGUUUGUACACGUUUCCAGCCUGAAUGCAACACCGCAUCCGCAACCGUUCUUCACGAAGGAAGGCAGCAAAUUUCUGCAGAGCAAGUACUACGGUGAGUUGGCGGUGCGGGAAGAGUUCCCCGAUGCGAUCGUGUUCCGCCCGUCGGACAUCUACGGUCAGGAGGAUCGGUUCCUGCGCUACUAUGCGCACAUUUGGCGCCGACAGUUCCGUGCCAUGCCGCUGUGGUACAAGGGUGAACGCACCAUCAAGCAGCCGGUGUACUGUUCGGAUCUGGCGCAAGGUAUUGUGAAUGCUAUCAAGGAUGCGGACAGUCAGGGCCAAACCUAUCAGGCGGUCGGUCCGCGUCGGUACAAACUGUCGGCGCUGGUCGAUUGGUUCCAUCAGGUGAUGCGCAAGGACGAGAAGUGGUGGGGCUACUAUCGGUACGAUCUGCGCUACGAUCCGACGUUCCGUAUUAAGGUGCUGCUGACGGAAAUGCUUACACCAUCGUUCCCGAUCGGUGAUGUGCACACGGAACGUGUCGAGCGCGAGUACGUUAGCGACGAAGUGCAGAAAGGUGUUCCGACGCUGGAAGAUUUGGGCGUCAAUUUGACGUACAUGGAAGAUCAGGUUCCCUGGGAGCUGAGACCGUACCGUGCUGCCCUGUACUACGAUGCUGAGUUAGAUGAGUUCGAAAAACCAACGCCACCACAGUACAUCCAGUAGGAGUUUAACUUUCUCCCACAGCUGCCCGGAAAACGAACGAUCCGUGCGUGUUCUAGUGUAGAGCGAGCGAGUGUACGAAUGUGCGUGGUUGGCUAAUGGUAAACAGCUAAACCGUGCCACAUGUAAAAACCGUUAAACAAAAAAAAACAUUCAAACAAAAAAGUAAAUAAAAAAAGGUCCGUAAAAUCAUA
Messenger RNA from Anopheles funestus (African malaria mosquito), 1511 nucleotides. It is a transcript of the gene ND-39, whose product is annotated as NADH dehydrogenase [ubiquinone] 1 alpha subcomplex subunit 9, mitochondrial. Gene Ontology annotation, molecular function: protein-containing complex binding. NCBI's taxonomy places the organism in Eukaryota, Metazoa, Arthropoda, Insecta, Diptera, Culicidae. The record is from RefSeq and is a predicted model, not a curated record. The transcript has 3 exons. Bases 115 to 1320 code for a protein of 401 amino acids. Gene Ontology annotation, cellular component: mitochondrion.